Molecule: messenger RNA, 831 nt
Organism: Suillus discolor
Lineage: Eukaryota; Fungi; Basidiomycota; Agaricomycetes; Boletales; Suillaceae
Exons: 2
Coding region: 424-723 (99 amino acids)
Source: RefSeq, a predicted model, not a curated record
AAUCACGAGAAACCUCCAAGAUGAUAGAUUUCAGCUACUAGUACCACUGCUCCCCACUGCUGCUUCGUAAAAUUCCUAUACAGUGUUUCUGCCUGGUCAACAGCAACUUGGGAUGGCUCCUAACCCAAUGGUGUGAUGGUACCCUUCUAAUAGAAGAAACGAAGGUCUGGCUAGGGGUGUCUCUAGAGGGUAUGGCCAUGGAGUGGCUGAAUGAUUUAAUGUUAAUAUGAAUGGCACUGCAUACUCAGGCUAUUGAUAACGGCAUGCUAGUAUUUCACCGACGAGGUUCGGGGGUGUUCUGGCCAGCCUGGCCCUUCGCCCAAUUGAUCAAGAAGGAACAACCGACUUCGUCCGACUAAAGAAGACUAUCGUCCAAGGGUGCUGCAGUAUUCUGGAACAACCCGGACACAGAAUGCAUCACGCAUGCAUCAAACAUGGCUCCGGCCCUUGCUCAGCUUCGUAUUCACGAGCCUCAGCCUGAUCCAUCAUCAACCCUUUGAUGCCAUUCCCCCUUUCCACUCGCGACAAUCGUGCAACAGCCUGCGGGAACUAAGACCACAUGUUCGAUUCUUGCCGAGUCUUUGUCCCAGACAUUCUACAAGUUCACUAGACGUUUCGAAGCAAGCAGCAUGGUAUUAUACUCCUGUCUUCUCUAAGUACAUUCAUAGCCUGAAGCUUGAAGUUCCGAAAGGGACGCGUAGGUUUGUGAUGUUCGUCGGUUGAAAAUGAUGACUGCUCCGAGCACAGCGGACUUUGAAAAAUAAGGCUAAUGGCAAUAUGACCAAACAAUUCACCAACAAUUCACCAACACUCUCAGCGUCCAACCAGUCC